Messenger RNA from Thamnophis elegans (Western terrestrial garter snake), 2678 nucleotides. RefSeq names its product RAB GTPase activating protein 1 (gene RABGAP1). NCBI's taxonomy places the organism in Eukaryota, Metazoa, Chordata, Lepidosauria, Squamata, Natricidae. The record is from RefSeq and is a predicted model, not a curated record.
UUAGCCAAAAGAAGUUGAAGAAAUACGAGCGAGAAUAUCAAACGAUGCGGGAGCAGCAGGCUCAGCAGGAAGAUCCCAUCGAAAGGUUCGAGAGAGAAAACCGGCGUUUGCAGGAAGCCAACAUGAGGCUGGAGCAGGAGAAUGACGAUCUGGCUCACGAGCUGGUGACCAGCAAGAGCCUGCGGAAGGACUUGGACAACGCGGAAGAAAAAGCUGAUGCGCUGAACAAGGACUCUUGAUGACAAGCGAAGCUGAUCGAUGCCGAGGAUGAAAAAAGAAGGCUGGAGGAGGAAUCGGCGCAGCUGAAAGAAAUGUGCCGGAGGGAACUGGACAAGGCUGAGUCAGAGAUCAAGAAGAACAGCUCCAUCAUUGGGGACUACAAGCAGAUUUGUUCCCAAUUGAGCGAGAGGCUGGAGAAGCAGCAGAUAGCCAAUAAAGCGGAAAUUGAGAAAAUCCAGGUAACAAAAGUCGACGAUUGCGAACACUGCCGGGAGUUUUUCAACAAAGAAGGCCGCUUGAAGGUGGCCAGUGUGGCCAGGGAGGGUUCCGACGAAGACACCGACGAGGAGAAGGAGGUGCUGAAGAACCAGUUGCGAGAAAUGGAGCUGGAACUGGCCCAGACCAAGUUGCAACUGGUGGAGGCUGAAUGCAAAUUGCAGGACCUGGAGCACGACCUGGGACAGGCGCUGAACGAGGUGCAGGCCUCGCGCAAAACCUGGUUCAACCGAACGCUGAGCUCUAUAAAGACAGUGACCGGCGUCCAAGGCAAAGAGACGUGCUGAAGAAGCUGGACAGCAACCUUGGGUGGGGGUCCUCCCGGGGCCUCCCCUGAGAGACCUUCUGCCUUCCAGAGCUUGUCUUGGCUGGCUGCCUGCAGGCGAGAGGACCAGAUUGUAUAUAGGACUCCCGAAACACACCGCACGGCGGCGGGGUCCCCCCCCCCAGGCCGGAGACCGAAGCCGGCUUGUAACAAGAUGAGGGUUCUUCAAACUACUGAUUAUUUAACCGGGGAGGGGGAGUGUAGCUGUAGACAGAUGCUUUCCCCCCCCCCUUUCUUUUCCCAGAAGAACGGCGAUCCGCUGCAUUCCGCAGGUGCUGGGUACGAAGAUUUGACCGCCUUCUUCUAACUUAACCGAGUUUACAAAACGAGUGCUUUUUUGUUUGUUUUUUGUUCUCUUCUUACAGCUACAACUUUUUAAAAAGAUGUCAUCACUCGAGAGGGACAAAAGGAGAACCAAAACCGCCACCAACCCACCCAAUGCCCUCCGCCACUCUUUUUAACAAAAAAAAAAAGUUUCGACCCUUCUCGCGAAAGAGCGCGAGCGAAAAGAAAGGUUUCCCAACUCCCUCCAAGUAGGGGCUUGCAUGGUUUAACAUUUGGAAAACGGGACUCACAUGCCCUACUCCCGAAUCUGUGUGUGUGUGUGUCCCAUUCCCCCCUCCCCUGGUCUCUUUCUCUCUGUCUGUCUGUCCAGCGCUUAGUUCUCCGUCAUGAAAUAACUUCUAUGCAACUCAGCGGGGUGGGGGCCUCUUAAGGCAACUCCUCCUCUCUCCCCCCCCCCCCAGGAGAACGAAAGCUGAGAUUCAACAAACACCAUAUCAGGGUCCGUUUUAUAUACCCGCGCAGGCGGGCGGCUCGUGUUUGUGUGCUUGCAACCCAAUCCUCGGAGCUUGCUCUAGGGCUCCCCUUCAGUGGAAGUCGAGGAAGUGUGGAAGUCUCCUCCCCUUUGCCGCCGGUUCAGAUUGGGGACCCCGGUUCAUCCACUGCGAAACAGCCGCUCGGCUCUCGACACUAGAAUCGUUGGCUUCCAUUUUGCUUUUCUCUCCAUUGGCGAGUUUCCCGCCGACAGAAAAUAGACGGGAGGAGAUACAAACAGCCCCGGGAAACAGAGGAUGCUUCGGGUUCUUUUGACCACUGUUGCUGCUGCUAAACUCACUUUCGGGCCCUGACUCGUUGAGGGCCAGGUUCGCCGUUAACACUCCCUAGUUUUUGUAACUACACAAGUAGGUAAUAACGCUACUUAAGAUUUCUGGAGGCUUUAGAGCAGAAUUCUCCAUCCUUGGGAAGGUUUUAAGGCUUGUGGGCUUCCAACUCCCAGGAUUUCUUGGCUGAGGAAUUCUGGGAGUUGAAGUCCAAAAGUCGCCGAAAGUUGGAGCAUCCAAAUCUCACACCAGAAAAGCUGAACAAUGAAAUAGUUUUUUUUUCCUUUUUUUUUUUGAGCACCUUUUUAUUUAUACUGAUUUAUCCUAUGCUGAAAUAGCUUUUUCUUUUUUGUUUAAUCAGAUGAUGAACUUAACUGUGUGCAGUGUGUGUGAGCGUAAGCCGGUAACCCCUCAGAGGCACUGUUUUUGUAUAUAAAGACGAUUUUUAUUUCCGAGUUCUUUUUCCCCCCCCCCUCUUCGACCAGACCCUUAAUGCUAGCUGACGCAAACUGAGAUAUAAGAGGUGAAGCCAUCGCCCCCAUCCCCCAGCAUUCACGAUUUCUCUCCCCCCCCUUAAACUGUAUACAUGAGUAUCUUUCUUGUUUAAUAAUAACGAGGGGGGAAAAAAACAAAACCUUACAAUAUUACUGUAACUCCAUUGAUAAUAAAAAAAACACAAAAAAGUGUGGACCUUGUGGUAGAAUAGUUGCCGUGUGUAGCAUUUUGGAUUGAUCUAUAAACUUAGUAAAACGGUA